Molecule: messenger RNA, 1071 nt
Organism: Mandrillus leucophaeus (drill)
Lineage: Eukaryota; Metazoa; Chordata; Mammalia; Primates; Cercopithecidae
Gene: RAMP1
Product: receptor (G protein-coupled) activity modifying protein 1
Exons: 3
Coding region: 364-744 (126 amino acids)
Biological process (GO): cellular response to hormone stimulus; intracellular protein transport; receptor internalization
Cellular component (GO): membrane; signaling receptor complex; cell surface
Molecular function (GO): coreceptor activity
Source: RefSeq, a predicted model, not a curated record
UGUGCCUCCCAGAACCUGCUCCUCCCCAGGCUUCCCCAGCCCAUCUCCAGAGCGCCCUUCUCUCACCACUUUACAUAAACGAAUGUACCCAAGAUCCCCCAUCAGUUCUCCAUGCAGCUGCCAGAGUGACUGCCCCCAAAGCAAACCACGUCUCUAAGGACUCUGGCCAGGCCCUCACAGCCUCCUGCCAGGCUCUUGCUAUCCAUCAACAGCAAGACCCCCAGGCCAUCUCAAUCCCCGCAAAUAGCUCUGUUCCCUCCAGCCCCACGGCUUCUGUUCACCUGCCGUGCUGUCCCCGCCUCUGCCCACCCACUCAUCCUGCAGAUCUGGAGCAGCAUUCCAGGGCCUGCCCAUCACCUCUUCAUGGCCACUGCCUGCCAGGAGGCUAACUACGGUGCCCUCCUCCAGGAGCUCUGCCUCACCCAGUUCCAGGUAGACAUGGAGGCCGUCGGGGAGACGCUGUGGUGUGACUGGGGCAGGACCAUCGGGAGCUACAGGGAGCUGGCCGACUGCACCUGGCACAUGGCGGAGAAGCUAGGCUGCUUCUGGCCCAACGCAGAGGUGGACAGGUUCUUCCUGGCAGUGCACGGGCACUACUUCAGGGCCUGCCCCAUCUCAGGCAGGGCCGUGCGGGACCCGCCUGGCAGCGUCCUCUACCCCUUCAUCGUGGUCCCCAUCACGGUGACCCUGCUGGUGACGGCACUGGUGGUCUGGCAGAGCAAGCACACAGAGGGCAUCGUGUAGGCAGGGCCCAGGCUGCCGUGCACCCAGGCUUCAGGGUGAGGCCAGGCAGGCCUGGGUGGGGGCAGCUUCUGGAGCCUUGGGACAGAGCAGGCCCGCAAUACCCCCCCUUCUUCCAACCAAGAAGAGCUCACAGGAGUCCAAAGUAGUCGAGGCUCUGGCAUUAACCUGGAAGCCCCCCCUGGCUGGAGGCCACUUCCACCCUAGGAAGGGGGCAGGGACGUGACCCCAACUUACCUCUGGAAAGGGUCCCAGCCCAGGCUGCUUACCCCAUAGCCACAUUUGUGGAUGAGUGGUUUGUGAUUAAAAGGAUGUUCUUGAACUUGGAAA